UUCUGGGAUUGUUUGUUCUUAUGUUCUGUUCUCUUUAGUCCCGACUCGUUUUAGAUCAAGAAACGGAUAUUUAUCAGAAUUGCAGAUUUAUUAUACAGUAUUCUGCGAUAAAUAAAACCAUUUUUACAUAAAGAUCAAAAUGGGGGUUUCAACGUCUGAAUCUGACUGUGAUGACGAAAACAACGUUAUCCUUCGCUUCGACCAAAUUAAAUUGCUUCAAAAUCUAACAAUGUUGUCUGAAGCGAAGACGGCCACAGAAUCUGUUGCACUUUUGCUUGAAAGCAUCUCUAUGGAGCAUGUUAAUAAAAAGAAUACUAAAACUAAGAAACGCCCUUCUAAUGAAACAAUAAAACAUGAAGAGAAAAUUAAGAUUCGUCUGAAUGAAACAACAGAAGAUGAAGGCAAAAGUAAGACUCGUCCGAAGGAAACGAUAAAGAAUGAAGAUAAAAAUAAAAAUCGUCCAAAUCAAUCAAUAAAAAAUGAUGGCAAUACUAAGAGUCAUCAGAAUGAAGCAAUCAAAACUGAAGACAAAACUAAGAAACGUCCAUGUAAUGAAAUAGUAACUAAUGAGGAUAGGCCAAAGAGAACUCGGAAAUCUCAUGAGAAUCAAAACGAAAACAAAUGGAAGUGCAAUAUUUGCUAUGAGACAUUUCAUAAUAAAUCCAAUUUAUAUAGACACCUCAAAAACGUUAAGUUACAUCCAAAGAGAUACUGCGCCGAAAAAAUUGGCUCAAUCACAAGAUUUCGCUGUGGGUUUUGCGGGCAAACAUAUAGCAACAGAGGGAACGUGAAUAGACACCUUAAUUCGCAUCAUUCUAGAAAUAUAACGUUUGAAAGUGAAAGCGAUUCUGAUGAUGACCAAGUAAGCUCAGAUACUUCUGUCAAAGACAGUGAUGAUAAGGAAGAAGAGACAGAAGAAAAGCUGUUAAAUGUUGAUAUAAAAAUGUGCGUAUUUGUGUGUGAGCAAUGCGAAGUAGCUACACCCGAAAUCGACCGUGCAGUGGAGCAUGCACAGUUUCACGAACUUCCCGGCUACAGGCCGAUUCCUCAGACUUGUCAAAUAUGUAAAUACACAUUCGAAGCUCAAGAUGUCACAGAACACUCUAAAAUUCACGAUCGCGCCAACGCGUUCAUACGAUACGAACCUUUCAAGUUGCUGAACAACGAAUGGUCUGAUAUAUUCCAAGGUUUAGAAGACACUCUUGUCAACACGAUAAAAUCGUCGACUAUAUACGAACAUACUAGGAAAGUUAAAAUGAACACGGAUGAUACUGAUGAUUCGUCGUCAAAACCUCACCUCUAUCAAUGUGGCACGUGUGAAAUGUUCGUUCGCCCGGUGGAAGUAAAAGAUCAUUGCGACAAGGAAAAAGAUUGUCUUGAAAAUCAGUCCGGGUUUCAUAUUUGCGAUGAUUGUGAGAGAUUUUUUGUAUCAGAUGAGGCAUUAUCAGAACAUGUUUUAGAAGAAAAAGAGAAUGUAACAUUUAAAACAGUCACUUUCAACUGUGAACAGGAUCUACCGAUCAAUAGAGCUUUGAGAAAACUUCAAAACAAUUUGCAGCAAGAAAAUGUUUCAAACACUGGCGAAGAAGCAGCAAGAAAAACUCGGCAGAGUACACAAAAUGAAAAAGAAAUAGUUAUUUUAGAUAAUCGCCCAAUAACACAGUUUUGUCAAGAAUGUAAUAAGUUCCUCUCAGUUUCGGAUAUCACAGCUCAUGAAGCUACACACAGACAUAAGAAUAAUAAAAAUGAAGCCGAAGAAAAUAUGUCAACAGAACAAGACUUUUCAGACAAUAUUAAUGAGAAAGGAAAUAUUCCUGGUAAUAACUCUAAUAAAGUAGAAAGCAUAGGACAUAUAAUGGAUCAUAUUAAUCAAAUAACAAGUAUACUGAAAGAUAAAGAAGACAUAAUCGAUAACAAUACUAUGCGCAUUGAAAAUGUCAGGUCAAUAUUAAAUACUGAUUCAGCAGAUCAGUGUAAAAUUGGACUUGAUGAUGGUUUUAGAACGAUCGGAAAUGCAUUGAGACACGACUUGGGCGAAAAUUUCAAAAAAUGUUUCAAUAAUGAUGCUGACAUUGCAAGUAAAGAUUCAACCGCAAACAAUAUGAAAAUACCUGAUAAUAAUAAAGGUCUGGGCGGUAGUUCGUCAGGUCAGAAUAACAUAGAAGAUGAUAUUGCUGAUGAUAAGAGUCAACUCCAACAUAUUAUUGAGGCUAUGCAUAUUAAACUAUCAAAUACUAAUGAAGUUAUAGAAAUAUCUGAUGAGGAACAUGAAGUUAAUUCAAAUUUAAUUGAGGUUAAAGUAAAAGAAGAAAUGGUGGAAAUCGAAGAUGAUAAAAGCCAAAUUCAACAUAUUAUUGCAGCGGUUGAAAAAGAACUAAACAAUGUUAGGGGGUCUGUAGACUUAACUGAUGAUCCUGAGAAAACAGCAGUGACAAACGUAAAUGAAAGUAAAGAUGAGAACGACAGAGAAAUAAGUCAGAGAAAUCUGGAGCGUAUAAUCGAAGUGAAGUUAAAAAAUAAGGAGUUAAUGUCUAACCCCGAAUAGAACUACCGGUAAAACAUUUUUUUGCUACAUUUUUAGAAAUCUUUUUCUUAGUUUAAGUACUAAACAUAGUGCAUAUUUUUAAAGUAAAAGAAAAAAUGGAAAAAUUCACACCUCCGGCACAGUGUAAUAAAGAUUACUAUCGUACAGUAUGGCCACUCCUGCUCCCCGCAGAAAGUGCC
Leguminivora glycinivorella is the source of this 2724-nucleotide messenger RNA. RefSeq names its product transcriptional repressor CTCF-like. The coding region runs from base 140 to 2545 and encodes 801 amino acids. The transcript has 2 exons. Gene Ontology annotation, cellular component: chromosome. NCBI's taxonomy places the organism in Eukaryota, Metazoa, Arthropoda, Insecta, Lepidoptera, Tortricidae. The record is from RefSeq and is a predicted model, not a curated record. Gene Ontology annotation, biological process: regulation of transcription by RNA polymerase II. Gene Ontology annotation, molecular function: chromatin insulator sequence binding.